AUGGGCCUUGACAACUUGACUGUCGAAGAUCAUUCGGACAGCACCGUUAGUAUUGUGGGCGGGGGACCUGUUGGGCUGGUUCUCGCCCUGACACUGGCAUAUCACGGCGUUCGUAGUGUCCUAUUUGAGAAAAAUGUUACCACUACGCAGUCAGUCUUUCUAACCGAAAACCAAUCCUUGGAAACAGCUAACAUUGAUAACAGGUUUCCGAAGAUGGACUUAACGCUCGCACGAACGAUGGAGAUUCUGCGCGUAUUGGGUCUAGCUGAUGGACUCCGUGCCCGAGGUGUGGCCCCUGAAUACCCGUUCACUGUGCGCUUUUCUAGUGGCCUUGGGGCAGAGCAUCCUCUUUCGGAGUGGAGACUCCCCAGUACAGAUCAAUUCCGCCAGCGCAUUUUGUCCCAGAAUGACGGGACUAUGCCUCUUGAGCCCUGGUUGCGCGUAUCAGGAGACCUGUUUGAAGCAUUUCUGAAGGAAAAAUGUCAAAAUAGCCAGCUGAUCGAUGUGCGCUUUGGAUGGACAGUGACACAUGUCAUCGAGGGUCCCACCGGAGUGGAAACUCGGGUCAAUAAUCCUCAUACAGGCGAGGAGCAAGCCAUACACAGCCCUUACGCAGUCGGAUGUGAUGGAGCAUCGAGUUCGGUCCGCAAAGGUCUAGGAAUUGACCUGGAUGGUGGCCCCUUGCACAGCAGCGUUGUGCUGAUCCAUUUCAAGUCCCGGGACCUGGCUGGUCUUCAUCGUCAGGGUCAAUUUUGGCAUACUUUCUUUCCUAGCGAUCCAUCCAUCAACGGAGACUCGGUGGGCGGCACGAUCAUCUCGCAGACCGAAGUUGAUACAUGGACAGUCCAUGACUUUCGUGCCCCUGGAUCGAAACAAAAUACCAGUUCCGCCCAGGAAACGAUCUACCGCGUGCUGGGAGGAAUGAGAGAUCCUUAUCAAAUUACCGUUGACGAGAUUAUCGCUCAGUCAACAUGGACACCCAGCAUCACAAUCUCCAAAUCUUACGGCGGACCACUGCAGCGCGUUUUCCUCGCUGGUGACGCGUGCCACCAGAUGGUCCCGUCAGGUGGAUAUGGCAUGAACAUGGGUAUUGCUGAUGCUUUUGACUUGGGCUGGAAGCUAGCCGCGACAAUUCAGGGCUGGGGGGGUCCACGGCUAUUGGCAUCGUAUGAACAGGAACGACGUCCAGUUGCAGAGCUCAUGCAACACUGGGGCAAAGUACAUGCAGAGAAGCUGAUAGGCCUGGCUUCUAAGGUAAACCUGGAUGCGGCCAUCAUCGAUGCGCCCGAUUCACGUGGAGAGCAAUUACGGCGCAAGGUCCAUGAGUAUGUGCAGGGUAAUGACGCACACAAUCAGAGUUUUGGGGUGGAAUUCGGCCAUCAGUAUCAGUCGGAAAUCACGGCGAAGAGUGUAUUUAUCAACCCACCGCCCUUCGAUCCACGCUCAUACACCCCAACCACCUAUCCGGGCUUUAGGGCUCCUCAUGUGUUCCUCACCGACGGCUGUGCCAUCUUUGACAAAUACGGAAAAGGUUUUACGCUCGUUGAGUUUGUCGAUGAAUUGUCCGUAUCGUCACCCAGUGGGUCAGCCACAUUCAGAGAUGUUGCUGACGAGCAUCAAACACCCGUGCAAAUUGUUUCCCUGGCAAGAGAAUCCCAUGCUCACAAGGUCUGGGGAGCACAGAUGGUACUGGUGCGCCCGGACGGCUUCGUGUCGUGGCAUGGAAAUGAGAUUGUCUGUAAAGAGGCAGCUAGGGCAAUCCUGCUGCAAGCAACAGGCUACUUCGACUCGUUUUCCAUCGCUUCUAGAGAGCCAGAAAUCCCCUCCUGCCUAUAA
This is a messenger RNA of Penicillium macrosclerotiorum, 1836 nucleotides long. RefSeq lists its product as uncharacterized. The transcript is spliced from 3 exons. Lineage: Eukaryota; Fungi; Ascomycota; Eurotiomycetes; Eurotiales; Aspergillaceae. Bases 1 to 1836 code for a protein of 611 amino acids. The record is from RefSeq and is a predicted model, not a curated record. Gene Ontology annotation, molecular function: FAD binding.